GCCAGGAAUUCAUAAAAUCGCAGACAUCUGUUCUGAAAACUAAGGUCUCCCCUUACCAAGGUACCCCAGUCUUCACUUUUCCUCUUGCCUCAUUGUUUGGUUUCCAAACCGCGUCCACUUGAAGUUUAAUGCUGCCUCUGUCUGGCCCUCUUGUUUUCCUAUUCACCUUACCACACCAAGGCUUUUUGGGGUAGGGUUGGUGAUAGGGCUGAACCCCAGGGCCUGGAGUGUGGGAAACACUCACCUGACAUUUCAUUACAGGCCCAGCUCCUACCCCAAGACCCCUCAGAUCUCCUGCCUGACUCUUUCCCAACUCAUAUACUUGCUCUAAGGAGGGGGGUUUGGCAAGAGAAAGGGAGACAGACCUUCCCCAGUAUCUGUUCCCCUCAAAAGACCAGGAGAGUCUGGACCUGCAAGAGGGAACACAGACUUGCUCUUCAGCCAGGCCUGGAAAAACAUACGAACUAUUGACCAGGCAAAAGCAAAUAUUAAUUUGAAUGCUCGAUUUGUACCCUAACCUGUGAGAGCGGGAUCAUGGUGUCAGCCCUCUGGCUUCUGUGUCACUGGAAAGGUGGCAUUCUAGAAAAGGUGGCAUUUGUCUGUUUACCCCUGUGCCCUUCUAACACAAGGAAGUCAAAGAAAUGGCAGGUGGGGUCCCUCCUGGUCUGAGGUGAUCAGCACCUAGCUUUCCUCAGGGAUGCCUUCAUUUUGGAUACAUCUGCCGUUUGGUAGUCAGGAUGGGGCAGUACAGCGGACUCUGCCCGCCUGAGGUCACUCAGCCUUCCCUCCACCCCCACCUACGGGUAUUGCACAAGGGACCUGAAGGUGACCACAGGAGCAGGGCACAGAAGCUGCGCCACACUCCUCGCCAUCUGGAAGCCUCCUUCUUCCCAAACUCCACUCUGUCCAGCCCUUGCCUUGGUCUCUCCAGAGUCUCUGUCCACCGUCUUGACCCGCCUUUUUCUCUUUGCCCACUUCCAGCCAAAUUUCUUCGUCCAGUCACAGAACUACCUGUGGAAACUCAUUAGGUAGGAGCCUCAUCAGCUGGGAAGAGCCGGCGCCUGGGGGGGACCUGGCUGGAUAGGUAUGGGGGAUCGAGGCCAGCCCCCUGGCCCCGGGUCCCCCCACGGCAGCCCUCCAACUCUAAUCACCCUCACUCUCCUGCUGCUCCUCAGUGGACAGGCUCACUCCCAGUGCAAGAUCCUGCGCUGCAACGCGGAGUACACCCUGAGUCUGCGCGGAGGGGGCUCCCCGGGCACCCCGCGUGGGGGCGGCCGCGGCGGGCCGGCCCCGGGGGCCUUGUGCCGCGCCCUGCGCUCCUACGCGCUGUGCACUCGGCGCACGGCCCGCACCUGCCGCGGGGACCUCGCCUUCCACUCGGCCGUGCACGGCAUCGAGGACCUGAUGAUCCAGCACAACUGCUCCCGCCAGGGCCCCACGGCGCCGCCCCCGGCUCGGGGCCCCGCCCUCCCCGGAGCCGGCCCGGCGCCCCUCAGCCCCGACCCCUGCGACUACGAGGCUCGGUUCUCCCGGCUGCACGGCCGGGCCCCCGGCUUCCUGCACUGCGCCUCCUUUGGGGACCCCCACGUGCGCAGCUUCCACCACCAUUUCCACACGUGCCGCGUCCAGGGAGCUUGGCCCCUGCUGGAUAACGACUUCCUUUUCGUCCAGGCCACCAGCUCCCCCGUGGCAUCCGGAGCCAACGCCACCACCACCCGGAAGAUCACCAUCAUAUUUAAAAACAUGCAGGAAUGCAUCGACCAGAAAGUCUACCAGGCCGAGGUGGACAACCUUCCCGCGGCCUUUGAAGACGGCUCCGUCAACGGAGGCGACCGGCCUGGUGGCUCGAGUUUGUCCAUCCGGACGGCUAACCCGGGGAGCCACGUGGAGAUCCGAGCUGCCUACAUCGGAACAACCAUCGUCAUCCGGCAGACUGCUGGACAGCUCUCCUUCUCCAUCCGGGUGGCGGAGGACGUGGCGCGGGCCUUCUCCGCCGAGCAGGACCUGCAGCUGUGCGUGGGCGGAUGCCCGCCCAGCCAGAGGCUCUCCCGCUCCGAGCGCAAUCGCCGCGGAGCCAUAGCCGUCGACACAGCCCGGAGGCUGUGCAAGGAAGGGCUUCCGGUCGAAGACGCCUACUUCCAAUCCUGCGUCUUUGAUGUUUCGGUCUCCGGCGACCCCAACUUUACUGUGGCAGCUCAGACAGCUCUGGACGAUGCCCGAGUCUUCUUGCCGGAUUUAGAGAAACUGCAUCUUUUCCCCUCUGAUGCGGCGCCGCCUCUCUCUCCCGCCAGCCGCCUUCUUUCUGGUCUCUUUGUUCUGUGGCUUUGCAUUCAGUAAGCAGGCCAGCCACUCCCGACCAGCUUGGGAACAUUUGAGGAUGGAGGCUGGUGUGAGGAAACACAGAGAUGUGCCGAAGGAAACAGUGGGUACAGGAGACAAUGACCCUUACCCAGAGUCAGAUGAGGCCCCAGUUCAAGGCUGAAAUCACCCUAGAAUAAGGAUUCUAUGGUCGUUCUAUGGUCACCAAAUGCCAGGGUUUUGCAUUCCGGACCCUGGCAUGGGCUCUUCACCAUGAUUUUCCCAGUCCCAUUGGCGACACUCUGAUGAUUCCACUCCGCACACACCUGAUAUCACUCCUACAAGCCUAGAGAUUGUGAGAGUCUGAUGACCAGCAAAACAUUAGAGGGUUGAGAUUUCUUAAGGGCAAGAGCUAAAAAAGGGAAGACAUAAUUAGCUAUUUUAAAAGGUGGAAAGAGAAGAAAACAAGUAGGGAAAGGUUUUUGGUUCAGAAAUGAAGUGGCCAUCGUCUGGCUCUGAGGCAAAGGAAGUCAGCUUUUGGAGCCUGGCACCCACACAGAAACUGCCAUCCCCACCCCUUACUAAUCUGUCAUUAAAGCUACGACUUCUCCAUACCGUC
Molecule: messenger RNA, 2917 nt
Organism: Psammomys obesus (fat sand rat)
Lineage: Eukaryota; Metazoa; Chordata; Mammalia; Rodentia; Muridae
Gene: Hjv
Product: hemojuvelin BMP co-receptor
Exons: 3
Coding region: 1087-2337 (416 amino acids)
Biological process (GO): BMP signaling pathway
Cellular component (GO): plasma membrane
Molecular function (GO): coreceptor activity
Source: RefSeq, a predicted model, not a curated record